UAGGUAAGGCUAUCACUCUUCCAUAUUUUAGUCAACAUAAAGUAAAACCAGUUUUAAAACUUGAUUAUUUUGUAUUUAAAUCAAAUAGUUAAUACAAUUUAUAAUAAAUAAAUAAUUGUCCGUCACUCACAACUACAUAUUUAGUCAUGCUGGAUGAAUUAGCUAUCGAUUAUUCAGAAUAUCUGAAAGUCGAUAAUACAAAAGAAGUCGGUGCCUUGAAAGAUGUCAUCGAGGAUAUGCUUACUCGGCUCGAAGAGUUCCAAACAUUCAUGGAAAUGGUUAAGGCUUUACGAGUAGAAAGUACCAUGAUGCAUUACGACACAAUAAAAGGAUUGAAGUCUAAAGUUACGGAACUGACAAACACAGUCGACAAACUAGAAAAACUAGUGAACAAAGUUGGCGAGGAUGUGGAAUUAGUCGAUCAACAAUUGACUGAAGCUGAAUCUUGUAUGCCCAUUAAUAAGGAAGGGCCUCUGAACUCCAUUUUAAAACCGUUUUUUAAAAAACACGAGGAGCAAACUGCUGUUAAACAACUACUUAUAUAUGAGCCGCCGACAAUAUUUAAAUCGGAUGAUUAUUUUUUACCUGCCAAUAUCCAAGAUACACUCCAGACUGAAGUAUCUAAAGCAGAAAUGUCUGAAUAAGAUUGUAUUAAUGAUUUUAUUAGGUACAAAAUGUUUUGUCAACAAGGUCACUGGAUUGGAUUACUUUUACAAUUUAAAUAUUGAUUAUUACUAUUUAAAACACAUAAGUAAUAGUUUGUUAAAUCACACUAAAAUAAUAAAUAUCAUAAUUCUAUUUUGGAAUAUAUAUUACUGUAAGAACGUCGAUUUAUUUUUCAUAUUAAUAAAUAUUUUUUUUAUA
Messenger RNA from Adelges cooleyi (spruce gall adelgid), 864 nucleotides. It is a transcript of the gene Blos4, whose product is annotated as biogenesis of lysosome-related organelles complex 1 subunit 4. The record is from RefSeq and is a predicted model, not a curated record. Gene Ontology annotation, cellular component: BLOC-1 complex. The transcript is spliced from 4 exons. Lineage: Eukaryota; Metazoa; Arthropoda; Insecta; Hemiptera; Adelgidae. The coding region runs from base 147 to 644 and encodes 165 amino acids.